Molecule: messenger RNA, 5824 nt
Organism: Tyto alba (common barn owl)
Lineage: Eukaryota; Metazoa; Chordata; Aves; Strigiformes; Tytonidae
Gene: RADX
Product: RPA1 related single stranded DNA binding protein, X-linked
Exons: 15
Coding region: 191-2848 (885 amino acids)
Biological process (GO): regulation of DNA repair
Cellular component (GO): replication fork
Molecular function (GO): single-stranded DNA binding
Source: RefSeq, a predicted model, not a curated record
CGCGGCGCGCGCGCACACCAGCCCCGCCCUACGCGCGCGCCAUGGCGGCGGCCCGGCUCAGCCUGUGACAGCAGGAGAGCGAGGCCGCCGUCUUCCCGCCGCCCUCCCGCUCCCUUGGCCGCGGCCCGGGCCCCGGCUCCCCUCGCCUGCGAGCAGCGCGGCGCGGGGGAGGGGCCGCCAGCAAACUGUCAUGCAGGAUCCUCCGCCGGAACGCGACGGGAGCGCCCGCCCCGCCGAGGAGCGGCGGGGGGCGGCGGCGGCGGCGCCGGGCGGCGGCGGGGCCUCCUGGCUCCAGCGGGUCUUUGAGGAAGUGCGGGGAUCCUCCCAGCUGAGCGUGGCCCCCGCGGAGCCGCCCCCCGUCACGGUGGUGGCGGUGGAGCGGUACCUGGCCGAGCCGCCGCCGCCGCCGCCCGCCGCCGCCGCGCAGUACUGGUACGACGUGACGCUGGCGGACGGCGCGUGCCAGGAGCGCUGCUACCUGGCGCCGCGCCUCAGCGGCCUGGUGCAGCGCGCGCACCUGCGCGCCGGCGCGCGCCUGCGCCUCACGCGCUGCUCUUACCUGUACGACGAGAAGCGCCUCAACUACGGCUUCCUCUGCCUGGAGGAGCUGGAGCGGGUGGGGGGCACCGGGCCCCCCGCCACUCUGCUCCGCCCCCGCCCGCCGCCCCUCCGCGGGGAGAAGAAGCGCUACCUGCCGCUGUGGAACAACGAGGAUCCCUACGGAGACAUGUGGGUGGCGGACAAGGCCCAGGCGCAGGUGGACGUCGACGUCUCCAAGCUGACUUCUCUCGGUCAGCUGGAAAUGACCUGGAGAAGCAGAGUUCACUUCCAUCCUCUUCUUGUGAGAGUCCUGUACAAAUCUAGACUAAGGUACUACGGGAAACCAGAGAAAAAAAUGGAUAUGCCUUAUCAGGCUUACUUUGAAGUUGCUGAUAGUUCAGGCAUGAUGUCAAUGGUUUUGUGGAAUUCAUUAUGUCCUGAAUGGUAUAACAGUAUGAAGGUUGGCACAGUACUUCUUCUUGAACAGUAUGCUAUCAAAGCCAGUUAUCCAUUUAAAACACAGCCAACCCCCGGGGAUUCACAGAUGAAGAGAUUUGCUACAAUUGAAAUCAGCCUUAAUGUUCGAGAUCCUCCUACUAAAAUAAAUAUUAUUCCAGAAGAAAUGGUUAAGCCAGAGUGGGGAUUACCUGAAGUUAAAUACCGGUUUAUCACAAGGUCAGAACUGGAUGACUUGCCAAACAAUCAUUCCUGUGAUGUUAUUGGUCUUGUGACAUUUGUAGGAAGGGCUGAACGAGCAAGAAAGAGAGAACAUGGUGAAGACUUCUGGCUCUAUCGUUGGGCACAUGCCGUUGAUGGGACUUCAGAUCAACCAUUCAUACUGGAAUUAUUUGCAACUUCUCAGCCAGAUGUGUUUGAGCAUAUUCAUCCAAUGACGUAUUUGGUGUGUACACAGAUGAGAGUGGUACGGGACUUCACUGAGAAUCCUUCCAGCACAAUUUACCUUACGACUUCAAAUGAAAGUCAGAUAUUCAUUACAGGAUGGCACAAGGGCCAGCCAUACACAAAGGAUGCCAAAGUAAAAAACUUCAUUCAGUGGACUAAAACACAAAACGAAGCUGAUCAAAUGAAGAAAACUGUCAUUGGUGGCUAUUAUCCUUUUCCAAGACCUCCAAAUAACUUUUUGAAGUACUGUAAAAACAAUAAAGUUGAAUCAGUUUUGAAAGCCAUAGGUGAAAUGGGGAAAGAGAUUGAAGACUUGCACUACAGAGAACACAAGCGCAUUGCUGUUCAGGGAAUAAUUAGUGCCAUAAGAUACAUCAGCUGUGGCAAUGCAGCUGAAGAAGCGUCAGGAGUGGAACUUACUCAGAAAGAUACUUCUCAGUCUCCUGAAAGUUCUGUGUCCAGAGAAGACUAUGUUCACAAGGGGAAAAAUGCCAGCCUUCAAAAUAAAGAAGUUAAGUCUUUUCUGAGGCCACAUUGCACACCUGAAGAACAACAUCAGCACCAAACUCGACUGCCAAAAAGGAGUUCAGUGAAGAGGAGGACACCACACAGAUCAAAUACAGAUUCAGAACAGGGAAGUGCAUCUGUUAUUCCUGUAUCACCUUACCCCUAUUUCACACGGUCUGCGAGAAGAAAAUCUGGCUUGGAUGAAUUUCAACAUGAAGAUUUUGUGCAAGAUAAAAAUGGACAGGCUGUUUCAGACAGUUCACAGUACUGCACAGACCAAGAAGGAUUGAGUGAUAUACCUGAAACUGAAGAGACUGGAAGAACUUGCGAUUCGUGGCAGAGUGACCUGUGGGCACAAGUGAAAGACAAGUUAAUGAAAUACUUACAUCACAGCACAAUUUUUCCAGAAAGCAUCCCGCGUAAAUUUGAUUAUGUGCACAAGGACUUACUUAUGCAACAGUACAACCUUCAUGCAGCAGUGCACGAGCCAAAAGAAAUCAGAACAGAUAAAAAUAUCAAUGAGUUUAAAAGUGCUAGUGGCCUUGGGUAUUAUGAAGUGACAGUUCUGGGUAUAAACCAUGAUGUUGCAAUAGAUGUUGCAUUUCUUCCACUGUUUUGUCCUGAAGAUCCCCACUUAUUUCAACUAGAAGACAUUCAAAAUGAUACAUUAUUGUCUUGCAUGAGUUGCAUCUCUGCAUGUCAGGAGAAGGCCACUAGCAAUGGAAGGCGUUGUGACAUGUUUCUACUUCCAAAUGAAAUUGUAAAAGCAGCAACGGAUCUAGAUGGCAAACAUGUUGUCUGCAUCUUGGACAUCUGUCACUUGGGUGAUGAUAAGGUGGAAGUCUUUCUGAGCAAAAUCUACAAGACAGUGGAACCUGAUGUGCUGGAAUCAGUGUAACUUAAUAACUUAUUUUUCAAAUUUAUAUUGCUUGAAAGGAGGGAAAUAAAAUUACUGUAACUUGAAUGGUCCCUCUACACAUUGCACUUUUGUAGAACUAGCAGACACAAUCAUAAAAUUAUGAUUCCUGGAGCAAUUGUAAUGGUCAUCCACGUAGCUGAGGAGGACGAUUGUUGCCUUUAUUUUUCUGCAGUCUUGAAACAGAUAACACAAUGUAUUGGUCACUUAUGUUCAAGAAGGAUGAAUAGGCAAUACAGUGAGCUUAUCUUUUGAUAGGAAACCAAGGGGUAUGAUUAUCACCUCCCUUUCUCUGUAUGUGCACAUACAUACACAGGAAAUGUAUAUAUCAGGGUGAGGAAUUAGAAUGUUUGCAUUGCAUUGCAGGCAAUGUUUGCAAAAGAAUUAACUGGCUGUGAUAUAAAUUUAGGCUGGCAGAAUAAUUUUGAUGAUUAGAGCUGUUACAUUCUAUAGUGAUCUCUUAGUGGAAGGUACUAGGGGCAAACUAACUGCUCUUUAGGCUUGAAGCUUACUGUGUUUGUGAAAGGGAUUAAGUGCCAUAGUGCCUUUAGUACUGGGCAUUGGACUCGGUGAUCCAAGAGCAACUUUGAGUUCUUUUUAGCUUAGCAACGUCAACUGCUGUGGUUUUGUAUGUCUGCUUUUGUAUAUACAGCAUAGAGUAGCGAGUAUAUAACCUAAAAGUUUUUAAAGUAUUUUAUUUAUUAAUAAAAAAAUACUUAAAUAUUUUUAAAGAUAAACUUUGUUAGUGGAACUUGCUUCUGGCUUUGCAAGAGAAAAACUGUCUUUAAGGAGUGCUUAUCAUGGCAGGAUACAGAUUGUCACACCAUUAUGAUUUUUCCUGUUGAUCACCUCUAACCUUCACUAACAGCUGUAUUCCGAGUAUGUGAAGGAGCUCAGCAGCUGCAAGAAGCUGCUACUUCCACAAGAGCAAGAGACCCUGUAAAAUUCUGUCAAAUUUAGCCUGUAAGUAGCAGCUGACUUCUGCUGAGUUCGGAACUAAGUCCCACUUUUUCCUCCUCCAUGUCAAACAACCUCAAAUAAUGUAUACAACUGGAUGCUUAGAAAAUUAUUCUCAAGUAGGAGCUAAAAUACAUUGCUAUUUGACAAUUUGUCCAUGUGAAAUGCUGGUCUCAGUUCAAUUCUUUGAGAAGAAAUGAUUGCAUUAUGGAAGCUUGCCAGUUAAAUUGUACCAUUAUUGACCGAAGCCCACAGUGUUAAUUUAUAGGAACAGAUUUAUUCUUUUUUGGAAAACUUCUAGGCACCUUUUAGCAGCCUGUUGGUAAUUGAGGAGUAUCUCUUUCAACUAGCAGCUCACUAGUCUGCCCUGGGGACAGUGGACUUUGUCUUCAAGUACUUAUUCUGUACCCUGACUUCAGUUAAUGGUAAUUAAAGGAGAAAUGUAACUGUCUUUAUUAUAGUACAACUUCAUAGGCAACUUCAGAUAAAAAGUAAAAGCCUUAACAUUCUAAAGAAAUUGGUAAAAUUAGUCUGUCUACUGUGGUUUACAGUUUAAAAAUGUAUUCAUGAGAAAAGUUUAACUUGAAUUGUACAGGGAUUAGAAGUUAAAUGUGACUACAUAUUGUAUGUUUAUAUUUUGUAUGGAUCACGCAGUAUUAGUUCUAGAGCAAUGUUUGUCAACCCAUGCCUAUCAGAAUACCUUGUAACCUUGCCACAGAAGGCAAAACCAAAACAUACCAGCCCAAGAAGAACAUGGUGUUGCUGGCAAUAUGUUAUUGUGUAAUUUUGUUGCUUAUGGGUUUGUGAAGAUAGAGGCCAUUGCUCUAGAGUGAGAGAGAUAAGCACUUCGCAUACCAAACUGAGCCAUGCUGACUGUGUCAGCCAGUAUUUUUUAUUUAGAUAUACUUCAGGUUGAAGUCUGAUUUUAAUGAAACCAUUAUUUCUAGAAGCAACUUUUAAAGUAAAUAUCUUUGUACGAAAGGACUCAUGUGGCUGGCACUGUCACAGAGCCACUCUAUUCAGUUGCACUAGCCACUCCAUCCAUCCCAUGCAACAGAAAUGCAGCAAAUGCUGUUCGUCACAUUUGCACUGCUUAUUACACUUUAAACACAUAGCGUUAAUCGUUUCAUCCUCCAUGUUAGGACUUCCUAACUCUAAAAGAAAUAUCAGAAUGGUGCGGAAUAUGUAUAAAAUGUGCUUGAGACUUUAAAGCAUGUAAUUUCAUUUUACAGAAGUGGUGGUUGAGAUUUUUCAUGGUAAAAGCUUGAAGGAGAGAUACUUACUCUUGCAGAGUGAAGUGCCAGUGUUAGAAGCACAGGCUUUUUGUGUGUAGCUAGAGAAUAUUCAAUGCCUGUAGUAGAUUUGGAAUUUCAGUACCCUUGGUCAUUCUGUAGAGGCACUUAUCCCAUCCCUGUAAGUUACACUGAACUUAAUAUGCCAACUUCAGUUUAUGAAAUGUUGCAGUAUUAAUACAUAGUUCCACCACUCUGCCUCCCUCGUCCCUGCCAAACCAGCACUGUAUAGCACUGGGGUGAAGGUCCUCUCUGCAAAGAAACGACUUACUGUUUUAUUUCGCUUGGUGUUUAUUGAUGCAAGUAUAAAACCAAAGUAUUUUUGAUUCUGAGUCUGUCAAAACAUGUCAAUUUUGCCAUGUUAAACCAAGAUACAGAAUCUUUUCUCCUGCAAAAGUCACAGGAAUGAUCUUUUUUGCUGCUGUAUGUUGCCGCUGCUGUGGGUAGAAUACUAUCAGAGCACAUUUCCUAACUGUAGAAUUCAUACCCAACCCAAGAAUUGUACUCUAAAAUCUUACAUUUGCAUAUUUCUUAUGUUUCCAGCAUUAAUUUCAAAUAAAAUCGUGGUAAACUAUAUGUAACUAAUGGUACUUUUGAGUGUAUUAAACUUGCUAGUUCAUAGAUGUAAGAUCAGUUUUGAAUUAAUGUGAUGUAGAAUUAGUGCAACACAGAACUGAAGAAUAUAAAUAAAUGAAUUAAUAUAUGCAAA